UCGCAGCCUUCUUGAUAUGUAACCGUGUGAGUCACAGCCUUGAAAUGAGUUCCGAAAGUGUUAAGACGUAUAUAAGUGGUGUUAUUAUUGAUCCGGCACAUAUUUUGCAUUGGUGUUUGAAAAUAAUAUUGUGUCAGGUUGUUGGGGCUCAUUACAAAUAUUUCCCUUUUAGCGGGAAAAAUAUUUUUACGGAGAAAAGUAUUCAAGAUGGAAGGACCCGGGAACGGAAACGGAAUUCCUUACAGCAAAACGGGUGACAGAGAUCAAGAUGAGAAACUGUUACAACCAUUUACAUACAUUCUGCAAGUUCCUGGUAAGCAGAUUCGAGCAAAGUUGGCCCAUGCUUUCAACUACUGGUUGAAGAUUCCAGCAGAUAAGUUGGUUGUUGUGGGAGACAUAAUUCAAAUGCUUCAUAAUUCUAGUCUGCUAAUUGAUGACAUUCAGGACAACUCUAUUCUGCGUAGAGGUAUCCCUGUGGCACACUCAAUAUAUGGAGUAGCCAGUACAAUCAAUGCUGCCAACUAUGUGAUGUUUAUAGCGCUGGAGAGGGUACUGAGCCUUAACCACCCUGAUGCAACAACAGUAUACACGGAACAACUCCUGGAGCUGCAUCGGGGGCAGGGAAUGGAGAUCUACUGGCGUGACAACUACACUUGCCCAUCAGUAGAGGAAUACAAACAAAUGACUAAGAGAAAAACAGGCGGACUGUUCAUGCUUGCAAUUCGACUCAUGCAACUGUUCAGUGAGAACAAAGCUGACUUUACCAAACUGAGUGGCAUCUUGGGGCUGUACUUCCAGAUUCGGGAUGACUACUGCAAUCUCUGUCUGCAGGAGUAUUCAGAGAACAAAAGCUACUGUGAAGAUCUCACAGAAGGAAAAUUUAGUUUCCCAAUAAUCCAUGCUAUAAUGAAUCGACCAGAUGACAAUCAGGUGAUACAUAUCCUGCGACAACGGUCUCAGGACGUGGAAGUAAAGAAGUAUUGUAUCACACUGCUGGACAGGUUUGGGUCUUUCAGCCACACCAGAAAUACUCUUGAGGAGCUUGAUGCUGAGGCAAGGGCAGAGGUAUCUAGACUGGGAGGUAAUCCACUGUUGGAAGCUGUAUUGGAUGAACUGCUGAACUGGAAGAGGAUGUCAAACCAGAAGAGCCCAGAGCAGUGAUGACGACCUCUUACCAUGAUUUUUAUUGGUAUUGUUUGUAUGCAGCUGGGAACUAAUUCAUGUUUUGUGUUGACUUAGGCUGGAUUAUGAAAAAUGUUUGCUGGGCAUGGGCAUUCUUUAUGUUGGUCAACUUUCCAGUCAUUAUUUAUUGUUACUAGUAUAACCCUUAUGAGAAAAAUAUACAUGACUCAAGAAGGUAUGUUUGGACAUAUUUUUGUUAAUGUUUCUAAGUGAUAUGACCAGUUUGCAUUUAACAGAUUGGUUUCACAGUUUGUUAUAGGAAGUUCUAAUAUGAAAUUCAGUCUGAGUGUGUUGAGCGCAUGGUGCACGAUCUGGGUUUUUCCCCCAUAAAUAAUGCCUAAUAAGCAGGUCUGCAACUGUAGGUGCCAUCUACAUGUUUUUUAGGAAUCAAGUGCAUUCUACGUGUACUAUAUGUAUAGAGAAUUUUAAUCAUAUGAUCAAGUAGUUUUCAGUUCCUUUGACAGUCAUGACUCAACAAGUUCCUGCCUCACCCAUGGGUUAGUCAGGGCAACAUUGUAUUAGGUUGACAACCAAGAAUAGUCUACCAGACUGCAUAGCGCUACAGCCAAGAAGACAGCCAUCCUUGUUUUUACUGUUUUUUAACUUAAAAUCCUGCAAGAACAGAAAUGUUCCAAGUCAGAGAUACACAAGAUUUACUUACUAGGUACAGCACAUUGUAACAUUGUUGAAUGUUACAGGGGUUUAUGAGUAAUGGGUAUGUCUUAAUAAACAAUAAAAAUAUUUAAAUCCCGUGA
Molecule: messenger RNA, 1937 nt
Organism: Zootermopsis nevadensis
Lineage: Eukaryota; Metazoa; Arthropoda; Insecta; Blattodea; Termopsidae
Gene: qm
Product: geranylgeranyl pyrophosphate synthase quemao
Biological process (GO): isoprenoid biosynthetic process
Molecular function (GO): prenyltransferase activity
Source: RefSeq, a predicted model, not a curated record